Xenia sp. Carnegie-2017 is the source of this 1160-nucleotide messenger RNA. RefSeq lists its product as uncharacterized. The record is from RefSeq and is a predicted model, not a curated record. Lineage: Eukaryota; Metazoa; Cnidaria; Anthozoa; Malacalcyonacea; Xeniidae. The coding region runs from base 202 to 567 and encodes 121 amino acids. The transcript is spliced from 4 exons.
ACUAGCUGGUUUUGACCUUGAACUUUGUUUGGAAUAAUGUCUAUGAUUGGUUACGAUGUUCCAUGUUUAUUCUAACAGUGCAUUUUAUUGGUGCAUUUUAUCAACUCCCUCAAGUACAGCAAGCGUACUUCACCAUUUUCGACUUUCGACUUUCGAGAUGCUAGUAUCGUUAACAUUUACCGCACGCAAUUUCUUCUGAAAAUGGAUAGAGAUUGUUUUCUAGAAGCCCAAGAGGCAAUGAACAGCAACAACAAAGAAGCUCUGUUGCUUCUGUACAACGAGCUACGCGGGCAGUUGAAUUCAAAGCCAAGAUGUUCAUCUUACUUGCUUCGAUCAGAACUGGGCAAUUCACUGUACCGGCAUAUUGUCGCUGAGACAUAUAUUCCAAGCAGUAUGAAAUCGCAGGGAAAGAUCUACACUGCAAUCAGAUCUCAAGCAUCAGGGAAUUGUCUUUACAGCUCAGUAUCUUUGCUGCUUGUAGGAGACAACAGCUUAGCACUAUGCCAUAUGGAACAUCAAAUACUGGACGCUGAUUCGCCGAGUGACUUUGGCUGUGUUCUCCAGUAAAUAGCAAGAAACUUAUCACGUGCUUUCGUACAAGUAUACACGUCGUAGGUGGUCAAAGUACAGUACACCAACAGCUAAUGGUGCAGUUUCCCCAUUCUUGUAAUUUUACCAUGCAUAUGAAGUAUGUAACGUUUUAAAUUUUGCUGCGUAUAAUAAUAAUGGCAGUAUUAAGGAAAAUUGAUAUCCAGUUUGUUUUAGUCUUAAGAAAUGGUUGAAUGUUGGUGUUAUUAGGGUAAGCCUGCCACUAGGGUGUCCCUAGGGCGCAUGUGGGAACGCUACUUAUAAAACAUAUUUACGUAAGGUGACUCGCUUUCUAGGAUAACCUUUUGCUGGGGUUACUGUACCUCCAUGUAAAUAGUCUCUAAGUAAAUUGCUUUUAUAUAUUUCAUGGGAAAUAGUCAAAACAAACUCAAUGCAUGAUUUAAUAAUGAUGUAAGCAAAGCCAUGUAAUAUAUUUGAAAAAUACCAUUUAUAUAAAUAACAUGUAAAUAUAUAAUUCUUAAUCGGUGAGCAAAGUUUGUGAUAGACGUGUGCUGUAUAUAGUAUUUUAUGAUACAAAUUGCAAUAUACAGUAUAUAUAUCAUUAGAGUGAA